Messenger RNA from Phialemonium atrogriseum, 1707 nucleotides. Its product is annotated as Alpha/Beta hydrolase protein. Bases 113 to 1372 code for a protein of 419 amino acids. The transcript has 2 exons. Gene Ontology annotation, molecular function: palmitoyl-(protein) hydrolase activity. The record is from RefSeq and is a predicted model, not a curated record. Lineage: Eukaryota; Fungi; Ascomycota; Sordariomycetes; Cephalothecales; Cephalothecaceae. Gene Ontology annotation, cellular component: membrane.
CCAUUGUAGCCUUGUGGAUGGUAGCAGAGAAGCGGUACAGUCUUCAAGUCUCUAUACGUAGGUAGCAAAGCAAAAGAAUGGCAGACCUGAUGGACAAAGUUUCGCUUACGUAAUGGUCGACCAUAUGACUUGGAUUUCUGCUGCGAUCUUCCCACGACUUUCCGUGUCGCACAGCAGUCCCGGUGGCAACAGCUUGCUUUCUAUGAGAUCUCGGCUCGCAUGCAUCCCGCACUCGCUUUGGCGUCCGCGACCUGCGGCUCCCAGACCUCGCCUGGUUGACACCACGCAGAGGCUGGCGAGGCGGAUCCACCUCGAGCCCUUUCUGAUGCCGCCUAUCUACUUCACUGGCCUGCUCGGCGCGCUUUGGUUGUGGAAGUGCAUGAUGCUGGUUGUGUUCCAGAAUAAGAUAAUAUACAUGCCAGGUAUGCCGCCGAACUCACGCCGCGAGACGAUAGCCGACUACGCAUCCGAAUGUCGGGGGAUUCAAUGGCACGAGAACAGAACGCGAGCAGCCGACGGCACGAGUCUCGCGCUGGCGGUCGCCAAUGCGCACUCCAAGGGGGAAGAGGCGAGUAAAGGAUCGGGGGCCGGGAAGGAGAGCAUAGCUGGCCACGUUUACAUCCUUUACUUCCAGGGAAACGCCUCGUCCAUACCGCCUCGACUUCCCUAUCUCUCUUCAGUUCUUCGUACCCUCAAGGAUAGCAAGAGAGCCGGACUUCCGCCGGUCCAAUUCACGUUGGUUUGUCUCAGCUAUCGUGGCUACUGGACUUCUAGGGGGCGGCCGUCGGAGAAGGGGAUUAGACGCGACGCCGAGGCGGGAUUGCGAUGGAUUACCCAGUGCCAUGCAGAGACAUAUGCGGGCAGUGAUCGAUUGGCAAAACCGAUUGUUUUGCUAUGGGGACAGAGCAUUGGCUCUGGGGUUGCCACCAACCUCGCCGCUUCGAGUCCUCCCCAGCCGGUACUGAGAGUGGACGGGGUGAUACUCGAGACUCCGUUCCUGUCUGUCAGGGCUAUGUUGGAAGUCCUCUAUCCUCAGAAGUGGCUUCCUUACAAACGCCUGUGGCCGUUCCUGCGCAACCAGCUGGACAGCUGGCAGAAUCUCGGCGCAAUAGCUGAAAUGUCGAAGGCCUCGGGUAGCAAACCCCCUCAAAUGUUCAUUCUAGAGGCCGGAAGGGACGAGCUCGUUCCCCAAGAACACGGCGAGAAACUGGAACAACGGUGCAUUGAAGUAGGAUUACCAGUCUACAAGAAGACAGUCCAUAAUGCCUUUCAUAACGAAGCAAUAACACGAGCCGAGGGCAGGAAGGCGGUUACAGAGUUUGUCCUUCAACAGACUCAGCGGCAUAUGGAUGAUACGAUGUCUACCGACUAGAUAGCUUAAUUACCUUAAUCUGUUCCUGGAGAAAGAACUCGUCACUAACGUUGGGAAUGGGGGCAUACGUCAAUUGCGCUAAGUUCUAAAGACCAGUACCUAGGCUCUGGUCUAGCACGGUUCGUUUUGCCCAGCAUUUCACGUUGCGAUGCGGUAUGGUACGUACCAAGUAUCUGUGGUCAGCUGGUUCCACAGGACUUUGCGCUUCCGGAGCAAUGAGAUGGCGUGUGCCAGGUUGUGAAUUGGGGGCUGGUGGCACUCCAGGCCAGGUGAAAGUUUGCUAGGUUGCUAUCAAAGGCGCACUCAAGACUGGAGCAUAUUGUGUUUGUGAGGAC